This is a messenger RNA of Cheilinus undulatus (humphead wrasse), 4301 nucleotides long. It is a transcript of the gene slc25a38b, whose product is annotated as solute carrier family 25 member 38b. The transcript has 8 exons. NCBI's taxonomy places the organism in Eukaryota, Metazoa, Chordata, Actinopteri, Labriformes, Labridae. The record is from RefSeq and is a predicted model, not a curated record. Gene Ontology annotation, cellular component: mitochondrial inner membrane; mitochondrion. Gene Ontology annotation, molecular function: glycine transmembrane transporter activity. Gene Ontology annotation, biological process: glycine import into mitochondrion. Bases 477 to 1337 code for a protein of 286 amino acids.
GUGAUGCAUGCCCCCCUCCAAACUGGUGGUGAACUUUGCUAGCCGGAUGCUAACAGUCUCAGCAGCAUACAGAGAAGUAGACAGCGUCCGUCUGUCCCACAUAAUUAAAACACUGCGGCUAAACUUUUCUUUAAGUUAAAGAUUGUGGUUCGCGGUCCACGUCAGGAUAUAAUAACGUAACAUAGUUUAUACAACAGAUACAAACUGAGGUUAACUAAGUUACUCAGGUAAACUAGCUAACAACAACAUCAGGCUAGCUGACAACCUUUUCUAAAUAGCCCUGUAUCUAUCUCAGAAAUUAACGCGUUUAUUUUAUCUUUGCAACGAUAAAACUCAGGUUGAUCGCUGUAUUAAACGUAAAAGAUGGCUUUCGUGAAACUGACAAGGAAGACCACCUCUUUCAUCUGUCCUUAACAAGACUUCAAAGUCAGGGGGGGAAGAAACUGGACUCAUCCGACUCAUCAUCCAGGUCAAAGAUGGAGUUAGCAGCGGCUCACCCAGCGCUCAAAGCCUUCAUGUGCGGCUCUCUCAGCGGCACCUGCUCCACGCUGCUUUUCCAGCCUUUAGAUCUGGUCAAGACACGACUACAGACCCUGCAGAACAAUGCCAAGCCAGGUGCACCAAAGGUGGGGAUGUUCAAGGUUUUUAUCAACGUUAUUCGGACGGAAAAAUUCUUCAGUCUGUGGAAGGGAGUUUCACCAUCAUUUGUGCGGUGCAUCCCUGGGGUGGGCAUCUACUUCAGCACCUUCUACUCCCUGAAGCAGCACUUCUUUCUGGACCGAGCACCCAAUGCUGGCGAGGCCGUUCUGCUUGGAGCGGGUGCCAGAGGUGUAGCUGGUGUCUGCAUGCUGCCAUUCACAGUAAUAAAGACCCGCUUUGAGAGUGGCUGUUACAACUACGUGAGUGUGGCAGGAGCCCUGAGGAGCAUGUAUGAAACAGAGGGAAUCAGGGCUCUGUUCUCAGGCCUGACUGCAACGCUGCUGCGGGACGCUCCCUUCUCUGGCAUUUACGUCAUGUUUUAUAGCCAGGCCAAGAAGACGCUACCUCAAGAGGUUGCCUCGUCAGCCUAUGCUCCGCUGGUGAACUUCGGCUGCGGGGUGGUUGCUGGCGUCAUGGCAUCUUUGGUCACGCAGCCUGCAGACGUGGUGAAGACCCACAUUCAAGUCAGCCCGUCCCACUGGAGCACAACAGACGCUGUUCGCUACAUCUACAUGGAGCAUGGGAUGCCUGGCUUUUUCCGCGGUGCUGUGCCCAGGUCUCUGCGACGCACUCUAAUGGCUGCUAUGGCUUGGACUGUGUACGAACAGCUGAUGGCUAGAAUGGGCCUCAAAUCCUGAAGAGCAACAAUAGACAGGAUGAAAUAUGAAGGGAUGAAAUGACAGAUAUUUCUCACUGCAAGUCCUGUGAUAGAUGGAGAGGGAAUGGAGGAGCUUGAAAAGGCAAAAAAAAUGUCUUAAAAGUGAGAGUAAGAAUGCCGUGUGUUUGUGUGUGUGGUUUGUUGAUAUAUUUAAAUGUUUGUGAAAACGUGCCUGUUUGUAUCUGUAGGUGUGUAUGUUACACCUGACGCACACUGUUAUGUAAAUCUAUGACUGGAGUGACACUCCCUGCUGUGAAGUGAUCUUAUUCCUCCUCUUGCUGUUAUGUUUGGACACUCUGACAUGAGGCUAGCACUUAAAUAUAAAAGCCUUUAACAGAGGGCCUGUAGCUCUGUCGGGCAGUAUCGUUCCCUGUGAAAACCUUUGAGUUUUAAAUGCUGUGAGGAAAAUGGGUCACUCAGCAAGCUGGUGUCCAUCUGCUUAGGAAACCAAAAAGAAAGCACCACAGAGAUGGGAGCUCUGACUCCUGCCAUAUUUAUAAAGCAUGCAUUUGAUUGAGCAAUGCUUCUUAAUUGCCAAUUAACAUGCAGAUGGUUGCGGAUGUUGCAUUAUUUUGGGGCUUAGACAAUCACAAGUGCUUACACAGCUGGAUUGUGGGAAGAAAAUCACAAUGAAGUUUUUGUUGGCGUACUGCUCAAAACUAUGCUAUUUUUCAAGUUUAUAUAAAUCUGUGGAGCAUUUUUUACUCUGCAUGAACAAACCAGAUGUUCUUUUAAAUGAAGAAAUGGUAGUCACAUGGUACUAACAGUUAGUGAUGUGAUAGCAGCUCAGUAAGAUCAGGAGUUUGUUAAUUCCCUAUUAUUUUUUUAAACCUUUUUUCAACUUUUUAUGAGGUCAAAAAAGCAAUGCAAUAUGCAUUGAUUCCUGUGUUUAAGUAGCACCUUAUUGUUCAACAUACUUCCUAAACUUUAUGAUAUAUAUGCAUUUAGAAUGCAUUCAGAAAGUAUUCAGACCUGCUUCGCUUUUUUCAAUUUUUUUUACUUUGCAGCCUGAUGCUACAAUCUUUAGAUUGCAAAGCAGCGCCGCUGGAAUGCAAGACCCGCAUGACAGAGGAGUUUCGCGGUACUUACAGAAUCCCACCUGAGUACAAACUACUGAAGUGCUAUAGAACAGUAACACACGUGACACUGUUGUUCUGAACUGCAAGAGUAGGAUGAACUUGUCCUUUCAUGUAGGUUUUUGUGCUUCUGCCAUGGGUCAGUAACCCUUUAUAAAUUAAUGUGUCCCUCCUCGGCUCCUCUGACCUGUUGGCUACGGGCUCUUCUACGCCCCAUUAUGGCGUUUUGUCGAUGUAGUGAAAGGAAAUACAUCUGGCGUUUGUCUGGCAUCAACAUGGAUUAUUCUAUUCUGAAAUUUAAAUGGAUACAUUCAUUUGGUUUUGGCUGGUCUGUUGGUCUGGUCUGUUACCAUGUUGCAGUGGAGACAGACCAAACACGUAUCUGAUGUAUUUUAAGUGAGAGAGGUGACCUGCUUGACUUUCAUGUGUAGUUUUUUGCAAAUUCCAAGCUGGCUCUUAUGUGUUUUGACCCUUCUCCCCAGAUUGCUCAGUUAAGCUGAGCUCAGCCCAUCUCUUGGAAGAGUCCUGGUUGUGCCAAACUUCUUCCAGUUCCUUUGAACUCAUGGCUUUGUUUUUGCUCAGACGUGCUUUGUUAGCUGUGAAGUGUGUUUUUUCCAGAUCAUAUCCAUUCAACUUAAUUUACCACAAGGGGUUUCCAAUCAAACAUCUUGGCAAAGAGAAGUGAGAGGAACCUCAGCUAAACUUUAAGUGUUGUUGCAAAGGGUCUGAAUACCAAAAUCAAUGUGAUAUUUUAGUUUUUUAUUUUUCAAAAAUUUGGAAUUAAUUCUAAAAAUCUGUUUUCCCUUUGGAUUUAUGGGGUACUGAGUGUAGAUUAAUGAAAAAAAAAAUUUUAACGACUGUAGCAUCAGGCUGCAACGUAACAAAAUUGAUAAAAGGUGAAGAGGGUCUGAAUACUUUAUGAAUGCACUGUAUGUUAUAUAUUUUGUGAAAUGCAGCCUGUUUAAAAUUUCAGACUGUGUUAGAGUGAGUUGCUUGCUGUGACAAAUCAGAGGACUGUGGGCAUAUUACAGCAACAUUUUAAUGGCAAGUGAGGCAUUACAUAAUUGUUUUGCUCUAUUUCUAAAAGUUUUACUGAAUCCAUGUAAGCACUGGAUGGACGUGUAUUGAGAUGGCUUGUUUCUGGCCUUGUAAAUAUUGAAAGAAAAUAUUGUAAGAAAAUGGAGAACUGGCCAUAUCUUUUAUUUUGCCUUUACAGUGUUUAAUUUGGUGUAUUUUUUUAUUUAUUUAGUUGUUAUAAAACAGAGGAAUUAUAUUGAUAAUAGUUACUUUAAAUCAAAGUGUUCAUAGAAUUACUGUCAAAGGGCACAUCUCGUUAGCCAGGAAAAUGACAAGGUGCUCUACAGUGUGACAUAAAUGGAUCAUUUUCUAUCCAAAGUAAACACAUGGAGGGUCUUUAUAAAUGUUAGUAUGAUGGCAAUAUGUUCACUGAAAUGUGAUCGGUGAUAUUACAGGGAAGGCUUUGCUUCAAUAUUAAACACUGAAAGACAAAAGUGUUUGUUGUGUAACACAAACUGUUCAUCCAGCCACCCCACAUGUGCCAAAAUACACAGUGGAAGUCACCAUCAUUACACCACUCCUACAGUCUAUGAUCUCGUGUUUCUGUGACUAUAUUGUAUAUAGUCAUGUUAUUGUAGGUAUUGGGUCUGUGCAUUUGUGUGUACAGACCUAACUUGUUGUGCCUGGUUGUGCCUGCCUGGUUUAAGUGUCAAUAAAUUUCCUCAUUUUUUGAAACCUCAUGUUGACUUUUUUCAUUGAGACAAAUUAAGUCUAAGUGGAUCUUUGUUCAAAGUCACUAUUUGUAACGUAAUCACUGAAUAAAGCAUCAUACAUGUUAGUAACAAGAACUU